This is a messenger RNA of Rattus rattus (black rat), 834 nucleotides long. RefSeq names its product olfactory receptor 7E24-like. The transcript has a single exon. Gene Ontology annotation, biological process: G protein-coupled receptor signaling pathway. Gene Ontology annotation, cellular component: membrane. NCBI's taxonomy places the organism in Eukaryota, Metazoa, Chordata, Mammalia, Rodentia, Muridae. Gene Ontology annotation, molecular function: olfactory receptor activity; G protein-coupled receptor activity. The record is from RefSeq and is a predicted model, not a curated record. Bases 1 to 834 code for a protein of 277 amino acids.
AUGAGCCUCUCAGAUAAUCCAGAUCUGCAGCCCAUCCUUUUUAUGCUAUUUUUAUCCUUCUACAUGGUCACAGUGCUUGGAAAUCUACUCAUUAUUCUGGCUGUGAGCUCUGACUUCCAUCUCCAUACCCCCAUGUAUUUCUUUCUCUCAAACCUUUCCUGGUCUGACAUUUGUUUGAUCUCCACUACAGUUCCAAAGAUCAUUUGGGAUAUUAGAACUCAAAGCAGAGUCAUCUCCUAUGCGGGCUGCCUAACACAGAUGUCCAUGUUCAUAAUUUUUGCAUGUAUGGAUGGUAUGCUUCUGACUGUAAUGGCCUAUGACAGGUUUGUGGCCAUUUGUCACCCCCUGCAUUACAAUAUCAUUAUGAAUCCUAACCUCUGUGCCUUCUUACUCUUGGCAUCUGUAUUGGCCAGUCUUGUGGACUCUCAGGUGCACAAUUUGAUUGUGCUACAAUUUAAAUACUUCAAUGACAUAGAAAUCUCUAACUUUUUUUGUGAGCCUUCACAACUUCUUAAUCUUAACUGUUCUGAAAUGUUCACCAAAAUCAUAGUUAUACAUAUUAUUGGUGUCUUUUUUGGUUUAUUUUCAACCUCAGGAAUUAUUUUCUCAUACUAUAAAAUUAUUUCUUCCAUCCUGAGAAUUCCAUCAACAGAAGGAAAGUAUAAAGCCUUUUCUACCUGUGGGUCUCACCUGUCAGUUGCGUGCUUAUUUUAUGGAACAGCCAUUGUAGUAUACAUUAGUUCAACUGCAUCAAAUUCUCCUGAAAACAGUGUAGUUGCUUCACUGAUGUACACAGUCAUCACACCUAUGCUUAAUCCUUCAUCUACAGCCUGA